AUGGCGACAACCGUUACGGGCCAUGGCACUGACUCGGUACACGAGAAAGCUGCUGGCCCGCUCAAGGUGCCGUUGCUCGCUCCCACUCCGGAUAGCCGCCCCAAGCCGCGGGAGCCCCUUACGGCCGAGCAGCAGCAAAAGUACGACUGGCUCCUUGAGCAAGUGAAGGCCUGGACCGAGAUUCCUUCUGCCAAGGGCAAGGCGGGCCCGCUCACCGACAGCGAGAAGUUCUGGCUUACCAGAGAAUGCCUGCUGCGCUACCUGCGCGCCACCAAAUGGCACGAGAAGGACGCCGAGAAGCGCCUGCUCGAGACGCUCACCUGGCGGAGGGAAUACGGCGUUGAAGAACUGACGGCUGAGCACAUCUCGCCCGAGAACGAGACCGGAAAGCAGAUGAUCCUCGGCUAUGACAAGGAGGCUCGCGUUUGCCAUUACAUGAGCCCCGGCCGCCAGAAUACGGAACCGUCUCCUCGCCAGGUGCAGCACGUCGUCUACAUGGUCGAGCGCGUCAUCGACAUCAUGCCGCCCGGGCAGGAGACCCUGGCGCUGCUGAUCAACUUUCAGCAGAGCAAGACGCGCUCCAACACGGCCCCCGGCAUUGGCCAGGCGCGCGAGGUGCUGCACAUUCUCCAGCACCACUACCCUGAGCGGCUCGGCAAGGCGCUCAUCAUCAACAUGCCGUGGAUCGUCACCGGCUUCUUCAAGUUGAUCAAACCCUUCAUUGACCCCCUCACGUAUGAGAAGCUCAAGUUCAACGAGGACAUGAGCCAGUACGUGCCCCCCGAGCAGAUGUGGUCGGAAUUCAGCAGCGGCAAGCUCGAGUUUGAAUACGACCACGCAGUGUACUGGCCCGCUCUGCAGAAGAUCUGCAGCGAGAGGCGGGCGGCAAAGUGGCAGCGGUGGAUUGCUGGCGACCAGCAGCUGGGCGAGUCCGAGGACUAUCUCUCGGGUGCUGCCGAGCCAUACCCAACUCAACAGAACAACAACAAUGUCCUCAACAUCACCACCAGCAAUAACCAAGGCUUGGAUCUUUCACCGCCCCGGGCCGUACCGCCAGACCCUUACCCUCACCGACGCUCACCCACUCCCGCCUUUCCCGCCGACCCCGCCAUUCCCCAAAACGAAGAAUGGCUCCUCCUUCGCGUCUCCUACGCCGCCCUCAACCCAGCCGACCUGGUGACACUCUCCGUCAUGCCCUUCUUCAUCCGCUCCCACCGCAAGAAGACCAACACUCCGGUCGCGGUUGCGGGCGUGGAUUUCACCGCCGACGUCAUCGACGUGUGGCAUCCCACUGCCACUGCCACUGCCCCUGCCCCUGCUCCUGCCUCUGCUGCCGCCACUGCCAGCAGGUUCAGGUUCGCCAAGGGCGACCAAGUGGUCUGUUUCCCGCCCUUGGCGCACCUGCUCGCGACGGGCGUGGGCGCACUGCAGGGCGUGGUAGCGCUGCCUGCGCGGUACGCGGUCAAGAUCCCCGCCGGGAAGACGAAGCGGGAGGCGGCGGGGCUGUUUCUGGCCGCGUGCACGGCCGACGUUCAGGUCAUUGAUUACACGCAACAUGCGCAUCUCCCCGGGGAGCUGGCGAGGCGGUUUGGAGACCAGCCCUUCGAUCACAUCAUCGAUGCCUUUGGCAACCAAGAGGUGUACAGGCACUCUGCGCGGUACCUCAAAGCCGCGGGCAUGUACAACGCCGUGUCGAUCCACUACGCAGACUACACUUUCUGGGAGCUACUGAAGAGCGCCAUGACCCUCUUAACCAACUCCAUCUGGCCGCGGUCGCCGUGGCUGGGUGGCACUGGCCGGAGAUUCAAGGCCGCGAGCAUGACGGACCCGGGUCUGGAGACAAUGGAGCGGAUUAUCAAGCUGUUCGGAGAAGGGAAGUUGCGCGUUGCCGUCGACAGCGAGUGGCCGUUUGAGAAGGUCCAUGAUGCGCUGGACGUCGUCAAAACUGGCCACGCGGCGGGUAAGGUCAUCAUCAAGGUAAAUGAGGAGUGA
Molecule: messenger RNA, 1992 nt
Organism: Parathielavia appendiculata
Lineage: Eukaryota; Fungi; Ascomycota; Sordariomycetes; Sordariales; Chaetomiaceae
Exons: 5
Coding region: 1-1992 (663 amino acids)
Molecular function (GO): phosphatidylinositol transfer activity; oxidoreductase activity
Source: RefSeq, a predicted model, not a curated record